CAGAACUCAUUUUGUUGUUUGCUUUGUACUCGUCCAUUUCCUACUCAUUCGAGUUCUUUAAGUUUGGUUCGAGGUCGUUAGCCCAUUUAUUCGUCUGAAAUUUUUGAGUCUCAAUACUCGUGGUCGUCUACUUUUGUGGUUGUCUAACUUUUUAAGGUUCACAUAUUUGUGGUUGUCGCUUUGGUGGUUGUCCUACUUUCAAGCUUACUUGCUUGUAAUCAUUUGCUUCGCUGGUCGUUCGGAUUUUUAGGCUCAUGUACUUGUGGUCGUCACUUUGGUGGUCACCUAAAUUCUCAAGGUCACGCGCUCGUGGUCAUCUGCUUCUCUGGUAUGAGAAUGAGUGAGUUCGGGUCCACCAAUAGCCCCUUGUCAUCCAAACGUUGAAAAUUGGAUGACCGUGGGUUACCACGAAGUGUCAGUAUGGAUUCAAUUGAUGAUAUGCUGUCCUUAGAGUCAUUACACACAGGUCCAUCUAGAGAUGUGCUAUGAAAUAACUCGUCUGGUUCUGAGUCUUCUUAAUUCAGCUCUGAAGUUGGGUCGUUAGGCUAUGCUUCAGCGAGUGGGGAUGAUGGUACUCCUCCACCCGAGGGGCUUAAUCAUCCCUUUAUCUUACUUGACGAAUGGGAGGUGAAUAAGCAUUGUUCCUUUCUUUCUGACUCUGGCUAGCUAAGUUAAGGUCUGACUUUCAGAUUCCUUAUAAUGUGCCCACUAGGAUAGCUAAAAUUGGUGAGAACUGUUACUCCCAUGAUGGAGAAGGUGUUGGGCUUUGUGAGGCGUCCUUUAUAAGUCGGUUGAGGCUUCCACUUAACAAACUCACUAGGAAGUUUCUCAGGAAGUUAUGUAUAGCUAUAUCAUAACUAGCACCCAACUCUUGGCGUGCUUUUAUGGGGGCUCAAAUCCUUUGGGGGAUUAUAAGUGAGGGCCAAAAGGCCCUUUCCAUGGAUGAAUUUUUAUACUGUUACAAGCCCAUUCAUGCUUCUAAGGCCAAGGGGAUGUAUUACUUCAAGUGUAGAAAAAAGGAGCGUCAGUUAGUCAUUAAGAUUCCCUCAUCCCAUAGGGACUAGAAGGAGAAAAUUUUCUUUGUGCUUGGGUUUGAUUGGGUAUAUUGCCCUGAUGAGGUUACUGCAGAACCAGUAGGCUGUACUUUGGGGGUAUUACCCAAUUCUGCUCAAGUUUUGCCAAGGUUAACUGCAAAGUAGCUAGGAAGAAUAGAAAGGGCAACAAGCUUCUUGGUUGCUGGACAUAACUGGAGGGUCUUGGUUACGGUGGACAACCUUCAUAGAUACUGUUCAGGACCUGUGCCCUCUGUAGUGGCCCGUUGUCGCGAGAGCACCUCCUAUAGACAUGUGUUUUAAUUUAGCUCGUUCAUUUCAUUUUUAGCAUAUGCAUUGACAUCUAUUUUGCAAAGAUGGAGGUGGGUGCAGCCAAGAAAAAUAAAAAGGUUCAGGAGGCGGCUACUCUUGCUACAGUAGUAAUUAAGAAAGGGAAGUUUCAACUUCCUAAGCCUGGUGACAAGAGGAAGUUUGGUGUGGACACUUCCCAAAAGCCCUUUGGGACCAUUACUCAUUCGAAGGAGACUCCAAUUUAUCCUUUAGUGAUUCCUAGUCGUCCGGCUUUUGUUGAGCAUCCAAGGGCACCUGGUAGGGGAAAAGGACCUUUCACUCCUCCCAAACCUCCCCUUCUCCUUAAUGAUGAUAUUUAUGCUGUGGAGCGAGUCAUGUCUAUUAUCAAGGAGGAGGAUAUAAAUGAUUGUGACGAGUAUGCUCCUACAGCUUUUGGGGAGUCUGGGCUGCAUGACCUUGCCAAGGCAAUGGUGAGGAUGAAGACUCUUGAGCUAAGGUGCGGGGACUAUGAGGACCAAGUGGUCAAUCUUCAGAAGUGUGUGAAGGGCAACAAUGAGGUCAUCAAAGAGCUGUAGGGAUCUGUCACCCCAUUGACAGAGGAAGUUGCUCUUUUGGGGGGCAAAGUGAAAGAGCUCGAGGAUCAAUGCUCUUCUCAUGCAAACCUUUUCAUUGCUGUAGAGGAGGAGAAAUAUGCCUCUCUAAGGAGUUGGAAAAACUGCGAGGGGAGCCGAGCAAUGUUGAGACAAGUGCCAUUGCUAAGCACUCAUCCUCUCAUGAGUACCUUUAUGAUCUGGGCAUCCAGUAUGUGCAUGGAUUUGAAUACUUCCAAGCUUAAGCUUCUUUAGCCUUUAAGUACUUAGACUUUUCAAAGAUUGAAAUCCGCGCUGAGGAGGGUUCUAUUGCUACUAUGAUAAGUGAUGAUAUUGACCAAGAAGUUGAUGGUGCUGUCGAGGAGGAAAGAUGGGAUGACCAAGCUUGCCAUUAGACUUAGUUUAUUUUCUACACUUUCAUUCUCAUACAUUAGUGUUUGAUACUUUCAUUUGAGGCAAUGGGUUCUUGGUUUAUGGACAUGUAUAACUUUAUUGAAUGUAUAAGUUUCUUGUUAACUUUCUCAACUUGCUUCUUUUUGUCUUUAGUGGUUUUAGUAAGACUU
Molecule: messenger RNA, 2496 nt
Organism: Quercus lobata
Lineage: Eukaryota; Viridiplantae; Streptophyta; Magnoliopsida; Fagales; Fagaceae
Exons: 4
Coding region: 1409-1918 (169 amino acids)
Source: RefSeq, a predicted model, not a curated record